CUCUGAUCUGCUAGUCGUCUUACGGAACACAACCGAAACUCUAAAGGCGGAAUCACCGCACGAUAUGCUCGAGACGAAAUAAAAACGGACAGCCUAAUCAUAACGUAACGGCGAAUCGAACGGGCCGGAUCGUUGUCGGGAAAGUUCCGUUCCUUUUCAGGGGCCCCGAGUUGCGGUUUGUGUCCCUUGCGAAACGACGACGACGGUUAGAUUCGAAGUGCGUUUGACGCGUGGUCCGUUGAAAUAGUUCGUUUUUUUUUUUUCAAGGGGGUUUCACAGAGUGAGAAGAGGAAUCCCGGUGGAAUUUCGUGGUCUUCCGGGUGCGAGUGUGUGCGAUUGUGAUCUCUGGUGGUUUUGCGGUUUGGACUUUGGGGUUUGAUUGACAAGCGAAGGGUAACUCGGUGACUUAAGAUUCGAUUUGUGAAACAAUUCAGUUGGAACGUGAGCUAUGUGAAUUCAACGAAAUCUAGAAGAACUAUUCUAUAUGAGUCACAUCUUCUUCGAAACGACAUCCAUCACGAACGUUCGGCUGCAAUGAGCUGAAUAACGAACGACUCCGAUGCAAUUCCAUUGAAACGCCAUCCCAGGCAGAAGGAAGGCAUUAUUGUAUCGAAUCCCCCCAGCAUCUGGAGGAAGGCUUCUAAUUGGAACGAAAGGCACCCACUCACACAAUUAGGAGGAUCACUUGUCGUACAGUAAUGAUUCUACUAUUGCUACUGAUUGGCUCGUUUCCGGGAACAUUAAUUACGUUCGUCUCGAGCUAUUCGGUAAAAGCCGGCCACGUGCAACUGCACAACACUCUCGAGAAUGGAUUACUGAUUGCAGCCAACGUUUCCAUCGGGCAUUUACGGAAGCACAAAUAUUUCUAUUACAUUCCGCGGAUCAAUAACUCACCGCACAAUCGCAAACAAAGGAACUCCUCAACUUACGCCAAGGCCGACUAUGAUGAUGAUAAUCAGCACAGUGGUCGCCCUUUGCCUCUUGAACUCCGCCGUCUACGUCAUAUCUCCAUACCAACGGGAGGCCUACUAGAUCAUGCGCCACAACAGCAACCUCCAUCCCCACCGUUGUCUUCUCAGAUCCAACAUCCUCAACAGCUACAAAAAUUCCAACGCUAUUACAUCUACAACACAGCCCCGCGAAGGCGUAAUCUUCCAUCGUCGGAAAUCGAUGGCUUCAUGGCCAACAAGAAUCAACUGUUCAAAACGGGAACACGACCUUCUGCGGCGCAGCUGGCCAACGGAUCGCUCAACGACGGUCGCUUCGAAGACGCCAUGCUACUACGGAAGGUCAGGAAGCGCUCCGCCGCGGACGACAUGCUCAGCAAGAACAUCACGCUGAUCUUGGAGAACUUGCUCAAGAGUUACGAAAACUCGCAGAUGCCGACGCAUGGUCAAAACAUUCCAACGAUUGUCAAAACCAAUAUCCUCAUCCGGAGUAUGGGCCCAGUUUCGGAACUUGACAUGGACUACUCGAUGGAUUGCUACUUCAGGCAGUACUGGCGCGACAAGCGCCUCAGCUUCCACGGUCCCAUCAAAAGCCUCUCGCUCAGCAUAAAAAUGCUGGAGCGCAUCUGGCGUCCGGAUACCUACUUCUACAACGGGAAGCACUCGCACGUUCACACCAUAACCGUGCCGAACAAGCUGCUUCGGCUGAGCCAGGACGGCGAAAUUCUCUACUCGAUGCGCCUCACCAUCAAAGCGUCCUGUCUGAUGCAGCUGCGCAGCUUUCCCAUGGAUCGGCAGUCAUGUCCGCUAGUCCUCGGCAGCUAUGCCUACUCCCGCCAACAGCUCAUCUACCAGUGGAAGGACGACGACUCGGUCAACUUUGUACCGGGUAUGACGCUGUCGCAGUUUGACCUGAUGAGCUUCCACCAGAAGAAUUACACGUUCGCGAGGAGGGAAGGCGAGUUCUCGGUGCUGCACGUGUCGUUCAACCUGCAGCGGCACACCGGAUACUUUCUGAUUCAGGUGUACGUUCCGUGCAUUCUGAUUGUGGUGCUGUCGUGGGUUUCGUUCUGGAUUCAUCGGGAGGCGACCAGCGAUCGGGUUGGGUUGGGGAUCACGACUGUGCUGACGCUGUCUACGAUCAGUUUGGACUCGAGGACGGAUCUGCCCAAGGUGCGGUACGCUACCGCGUUGGAUUGGUUUCUGCUGAUGAGCUUCUUUUACUGCAUUGCUACGUUGCUGGAGUUUGCCGGGGUGCAUUACUUUACAAAGGUCGGUAGUGGCGAGAUCCCGCUGGACGAAGAUGAAUGGGAGGACAUCGACAACGUGGUGGAGAUCGGGCUGAACAUCAUAGGCGGAGGAAGCACCAUAGGAGGAGCACCAGGAGGAGGAAUGAUUCGAUCGCGGACGGCUUCGAUCCACGAUUCACCGCAGCGGUUGAUGGCGGCACGGAGGCGCAGUUCGUUGAUCUGUCCCAUCUACAACGAUCCGCAGCAUAUGUUCAAGGCGACUACGUCGCAUCUGUCGACCAUGGAGCGAACGACGCAGACCGAACCGCCGAAGGAACCCCGCUGGAAGCAGCUGUGGCUGUGCUUCCUGGGGGACGAUCAGUUCCGGCGACGGAGGCAGCGGGAAGCUACCGGGCGGGGAGGCGCCAGCCGUCACGUCAACAGCGUAUCGCUGAUCGAUCAAGCCGCCAGGGUGCUCUUCCCAGCGUCCUUCACCUUUUUCAACGUGCUCUACUGGUUGUGCUACUACACCUACCAGGCGGAUUUCACCUGGGCUCCGUUGAAGGAGGUUUAACCUUGUUGAUGAGUCGAAUCCAAAAAAAGUAGCUUUUAAUCAAAAACAUGUUUGAACAAUAUGAACAAAUUUGAGUAAGUCAUCCAACUUGACAAAUAAUCAAAACCCGAAUUUGCAUCCAUCGAUUAAGGUUUCAAACCAUAGGUUAGCGAACACGUUUUACAGGGAAGAUUUCUUUCCAAAACAAAAUAAGAGAGAAAAACCGGCUCCUAUCCUAGUCAAGUCCUGAUUUAAUUCCUUAAACCGUUCUCCGAAUUUACGUUAUAUAAAAUAAAUAAAGCACAAAUACACAAACGGUUGUUGCAUGCUGCUGUUGUUGCUGUUGUAGUAGGUAGUUGCCGUAAUAUUAAGUGAUAGUCGACUCGUGUUGUUCUUGCUUCUAAGUAGCGUCUUUCUUUUACUAACAUUGUUCUUCGAAAGCCCUUUGCCCAAUAUUUGCUUUGACGUUGUUCCAAACUGUGUCAUUGUAGCUGCCUCUAAAUUGCAGUGACAUUUUUCUGAUGUUUUUCGAGUAAAAAAUAUUCCCGUUACAAAAUCUCAAGUGAGUUCAGUAGAAAAAGGUAAUUAAUCCCAGAAACUCAUAAAGGCCUCGGUUCAUUUUGUGUUAUACUGGUUCGUAAGUAAGUAAGUAGGCUGUGGGGCACGGUUAGAGUGCACCGCCUACUGAGUUGAUUCGAUGGUUUUUCGAUGGUGAUGCGUGUGGUUAACAAUCGGAAAGAAUAUUAAUUAAUUAGGUGUGUGCGAUGACCGUUGGUUUUAAUUCAGAGGGUUAUCACAAGUU
Aedes aegypti (yellow fever mosquito) is the source of this 3531-nucleotide messenger RNA. RefSeq names its product gamma-aminobutyric acid receptor subunit alpha-6. NCBI's taxonomy places the organism in Eukaryota, Metazoa, Arthropoda, Insecta, Diptera, Culicidae. Gene Ontology annotation, biological process: chemical synaptic transmission; monoatomic ion transmembrane transport; nervous system process. The record is from RefSeq and is a predicted model, not a curated record. Gene Ontology annotation, molecular function: GABA-A receptor activity; neurotransmitter receptor activity; extracellular ligand-gated monoatomic ion channel activity. The transcript has 8 exons. Gene Ontology annotation, cellular component: neuron projection; membrane; synapse. Bases 699 to 2750 code for a protein of 683 amino acids.